This is a messenger RNA of Aspergillus mulundensis, 723 nucleotides long. It is a transcript of the gene rasB, whose product is annotated as Ras small monomeric GTPase RasB. The record is from RefSeq and is a predicted model, not a curated record. The transcript has 2 exons. Lineage: Eukaryota; Fungi; Ascomycota; Eurotiomycetes; Eurotiales; Aspergillaceae. Bases 1 to 723 code for a protein of 240 amino acids. Gene Ontology annotation, cellular component: plasma membrane. Gene Ontology annotation, molecular function: GDP binding; GTPase activity; GTP binding. Gene Ontology annotation, biological process: signal transduction.
AUGGCCGGAAAAAUGACUCUGUACAAGUUGGUGGUGCUGGGAGACGGUGGUGUCGGAAAGACAGCACUCACAAUUCAGUUAUGUUUAAACCAUUUCGUCGAGACAUACGACCCGACCAUUGAAGAUUCGUACCGCAAGCAGGUGGUCAUCGAUUCGCAAUCGUGCAUGUUGGAGGUUCUCGAUACUGCCGGUCAGGAGGAGUACACCGCACUACGCGACCAAUGGAUCCGGGACGGCGAGGGGUUUGUUCUCGUCUACAGCAUCACGUCGCGUGCUUCCUUUUCUCGGAUAACCAAGUUCUACAACCAGAUCAAGAUGGUCAAGGAGUCGGCGAAUUCCGGCUCACCGUCUGGCACUAGCUACCUAGGCUCCCCGAUGAGCUCGCCCUCAGGACCGCCACUUCCUGUUCCCGUGAUGCUGGUCGGCAACAAGAGCGACAAAGCUGUCGAGCGGGCAGUCUCCGCCCAAGAAGGACAGGCGCUGGCCAAGGAUUUAGGGUGCGAGUUUGUGGAGGCAUCCGCGAAGAACUGCAUCAACGUCGAAAAGGCGUUCUACGAUGUAGUCCGAAUGCUGCGCAAUCAGCGCAUGCAACAACAAAGGCCCCAGGAUUCUCGUCGGACGACUGGUCUAGGUCAAAUGCGUGACUCCGGCCCGGAGUACCCCAAGUCAUUCCGCCCCGACCGCUCUCGACACCGCAGCGGGCUCAAGUGUCAAAUCCUGUGA